CCCGGCCCGCCCUGCCCAGCUCGCCCAACGAGUCAGUUCGCUCGUUCCCUCCCCUCCCCGGGCGCGCUCGGGCCGCCGGAGCGCUCCCCGUCCUCGAGCCGCGGAGUCAGAGCCGCCCGCCGCCCGCGGAGGAGGUGGAGGGAGCCGGAGGGGCCCGCCGAGGCGGCGGCGGCGGCAAGAUGGCGGACUUCCUGCCGUCGCGGUCCGUGCUGUCCGUGUGCUUCCCCGGCUGCGUGCUGACGACCGGCGAGGCCGAGCAGCAGCGCAAGUCCAAGGAGAUCGACAAAUGCCUGUCUCGGGAGAAGACCUAUGUGAAGCGGCUCGUGAAGAUCCUGCUGCUGGGCGCGGGCGAGAGCGGCAAGUCCACCUUCCUGAAGCAGAUGCGGAUCAUCCACGGGCAGGACUUCGACCAGCGCGCGCGCGAGGAGUUCCGCCCCACCAUCUACAGCAACGUGAUCAAAGGCAUGAGGGUGCUGGUAGAUGCUCGAGAGAAGCUGCACAUUCCUUGGGGAGAUAAUUCAAACCAACUCAAUGGAGACAAGAUGAUGGCAUUUGACACCCGGGCACCCAUGGCGGCCCAGGGAAUGGUGGAAACAAGGGUGUUUUUACAGUAUCUUCCUGCUAUAAGAGCGUUAUGGGCAGAUAGCGGCAUACAGAAUGCCUAUGACCGGCGUCGAGAAUUUCAACUGUUACAUGAAAAUGCAUGCAUUUGUGAAAUUCACUGGGCUUUUCAGAUUGAGCAUUUCAUGGCAGAGGCAGAGUUCUUAUGUUUUUACAAGAGUUUGCUCUUCAGUCUGAAAUUGGUGACUAAGCAAGGCGAAUCUGUAAAAUAUUUCCUGGAUAACUUGGAUAAACUUGGAGAGCAAGAUUACAUUCCAUCACAGCAAGAUAUUCUGCUUGCCAGAAGACCCACCAAAGGCAUUCAUGAGUAUGACUUCGAAAUUAAAAAUGUUCCUUUCAAAAUGGUUGAUGUAGGGGGUCAAAGGUCAGAAAGGAAACGUUGGUUUGAGUGCUUCGACAGUGUGACAUCAAUACUGUUCCUUGUUUCCUCGAGUGAAUUUGACCAGGUGCUUAUGGAAGACCGACUGACCAAUCGCCUUACAGAAUCUCUGAACAUUUUUGAAACAAUCGUCAAUAACCGGGUUUUCAGCAAUGUCUCCAUAAUUCUUUUCUUAAACAAGACAGACUUGCUUGAGGAGAAAGUGCAAAUUGUGAGCAUCAAAGACUAUUUCUUAGAAUUUGAAGGGGAUCCCCACUGCUUAAGAGACGUCCAAAAAUUCCUGGUGGAAUGUUUCCGUAACAAACGCCGGGACCAGCAGCAGAAGCCCUUAUACCACCACUUCACCACUGCUAUCAACACGGAAAACAUCCGCCUUGUUUUCCGUGAUGUGAAGGAUACAAUUCUUCAUGACAACCUCAAGCAGCUUAUGCUACAGUGAUAUACAGAAGACUUGCUAUUUUAAUAUCUUUUUUGUGUUUUUGAUUGUUUUCUGUUUGUUUUAUUUUGUUUUUUAAAAUAGCUGUUUACAACAGGAAUUAGAAAAAUCUUGAUUCUUUGUUUAACUUUUUGGAAAUCGUAGUCCCUCUUCUGUGGACUUUGGUUUGUGGCUGAGAGCUGCUGAAUAACGCAUCGCCAGUAUCUGCUGAAGUUUUAGGCUUGGAUCUGUCUCAGUACGGCUUCCACUUGAGUCGAGUUGUAAUUUCCUGGCAGACCUCAGACUAUAGGUGUAUUUCAGGCUUUCCAUUCUUCCGCUUUCCAAACUGACUUCUCCUGUAGUGCCAAGUAUAGAAGGUGUCCUUAAAUAUUUGCAGGUAUGAGGUUAAGAACAAGCAGAGUAAGUAAACUGUCUUUUGUCUGCCUUACACAUAGCAGUCACACGUGUUGCCUAUCUUUAUGGUGACCUCCUGUUUUGAAAGGGCUAUUGAAAGAAGUUUGAUCUAAGGACUGUCGUUCUGUAGGUUUACACAGAUUUAGCCUUCAUCUUUUUUUAAUUGCUUGUACACCCAGUGGUUAUUUUGUUUCUGAAAUUUCUGUGGUUUCUGAAGGUGAUGUUCAUAGUGUUUUAAAGUUUACAUACGGAUUUCUGGUCUGAUGCUAAGUGAGUUCACAGAUGGUACGGGGCAGCAAAAGGCAAGCAAAGCUAUAUAGUGUUUUGAUCAAAAGUAAAGAGGGAAAUGUAAUUUGCCUUUUGUCUAUUUAAUUAUCCUGUCGUUAAUGUGCCAUAUGUGAAACAUUCCGGCCCUAGCAGCAACUGAACACUGCAAGCAACUCGGUAGCAGAACUUUCUGAAUAAACAUACCCCUUCCUAGACUAUCUGUUCUGUAAGCCUUCACCUGAAGUACAAUAAAAUAUUUAAAAAAACAAAACAAAACAAAAACAUACCCCUUCCAGAGUAUCGUGUGUCUUACCGUCAAACGUUUAAAUCCUGUCUCAGAUAUUUGGGUCUUUACUGUAGGAAAUCAUGUCACCAUCACAAACGUCUCUCUCUUGCUCUCCUGUCCAUUCCUGUCAACUCCAGACUGACAUUUAUGGGAUUUUUUUCCCCCUCCUUUAUUUGGAGCUUGGCAGGGGCAGUAUUUUCCUGUCGAAUGUUCCAGAAGGCAUCAUUGUCAUUCUUGGUGUCUCUAAAAGAUACAGUACAUGCAUGUUUGUAUAGUUAUUGUUCAUGAAAUGCCAGGUUUCUUGAGGUACAUUUUAAAUGUUUUAAGGAUGCUUCUAAGGAUAGGUAGUAAUUUUUUAGUUCACACCUAAAGGUGAUUACAUUUGGCCACCCCUCACUGCUUACCAAGUUGGAACGUACCCAUGAAGUAACUUCAUGAUUACAGAUACAUUUAUGGUGAACUCAUCAGAAUGGCUGGUUUGCAGUUGUAAAAAUACUAUCUUGUAGGUUGUAUGUAGUGUUAGAAUUGGGUUUAGAGAAACAGAUGUUCAAGGCUGGUGACAGUUUGAAGAGUGUGACAGCUUUUCUCCUUUUCCUGAAAAUUGUGAUUAAGACUGUGAUAUCUGCCACUUUACUGUAUAGCUGACUGUUCUCAGGUAUUUUAUUGGUUAGAAAGUCCUUGAAAGAUUGGUUAACAUUAUGGAUCACCCAGCCUUUCCAAGACAAGUUGUGUUUGGACUGUUCUACUGCUGGGUAUAUGGCUAGGGCUUUUCAGUGAGCUAACCAGGGGUUGUUCCUAACAUACCUUCUUUUCUUGCGUUUUAAGUUCCAUCAUCAUCACAUACAUAGGAACGUCCAGUGUUUUAUGCAUCGGUAAUACAUGAGCUCCGAACAUGUAGCCCACAUCAUAAUGCAAGUGUGAAUAGUAUAGUUGAUGCAUGUUUGAAUAAUCAAGUGCUUCUUGCCAAAAAGAAUACACUGUUGAAAUUCUUAGGUUUAGCAUCAUUUCUGUGCUAAUGAAUAUCACUGAAUAUGUACACAGUAACAUUGGACUUUUCAGUGAAGAGUCUACAUGUAAAUUUAGCCAGUAGUUUUAUCAAAUUUUCAAACAUUAUUUAACUCCAGUGAAGGCUAAAGUAAAUUCCCUAUAUAAAAAAGAAACUCAGUCUUAUUUAAAUUAUAUUUAAUAUCUGUAGCAUGAACCGUACAUACUGCCGGACAAAGCGGAAAUCACCAAGUUUCUCAUUUUGACUCCCACUAAGAAAUGUUAAACCAAAUACAUGUGGUAUUAUUUUUGGACUUUGUGUUUCUCUUCCUUGAUGUGUGUGAUGUCCGAGUCAAUAUUCUUUUAAAAUAAAAUCUGGAAAAUAUUUUGAGGCAGUAAAUUACAUAUAUUUACUGCCGGAUGUGUUUAGAUAUCCAGUAGAAUGGUAAGGUUCAGUAUAAAGGCUUUAGACCACAUUUUUAUAUACUGUAUUUUUAAAACAUUUGAAGGCGUCUUAUACCUAUAGCAUGAAAAUCAGAUCUGUCUGAAAUACCACAGAAUAAGGAGGGAGAUGAAAUUUAGGAACAGAAUUGAAAGGGUGCUUACAAUUUUCACUAUGCCAGUCCCCCCGCCCCCAUCUGUAAAAAAGUAAUUUAAAUGUAGUAGUCUUUUGGUAUGUUCAGUUUUCUAAAUUUUCAUGGUUAUGUUUUAGAAUAAAAUGUGCCUAAUUCUAUACUACAUUCUGUUCUUAAGCCUGAAUGCCUUCUCUCUUAAUUCUCAAGAAAUAUCACUUAAGUGUCUUCAUUGACCUUGAAAAAAUUUAUACCAGACAGAGUUGCCUUAUAAAUCAAAGAACAACACAAAUUUAGGCCUUGAUUUUUUAGGGGAAAGGGUUUUGUCGAAUGUUUUCUGAAGAUCUAAGUAAUUCAAGGUAUGUCUUUGACACUUAAGCAUUAAUUUUUAGUAACUCUAGAACUGUUGCUCUCUACCAAGUAUUUUAUUAAAUUUAAAUCUUCAUUUCCGUUUUAUUGUCUGGAAAGGACACUUGAGAGCUAGAGAGUAACUGCAGCCAAAGAAGGCAAAGUGGAGUGAAAAAGAUCCUUAUUUUUGGUUUUCUUUUAAGAAGUUACAUUGGCAUGUACCUUACAUAGAGAAGGACUUCUGGUUCACCUUUGAAAUCCUGUUCAGUUCGGUGGCUGUGGAUGGUUUAAAGUAGAAGCUUUAAAGUUACCUUAAUCCAGAAAUGAGUAUAAGUAUUGAUUUAGAUUCAGUCAAAAUCCUAUGCCCUAUAGUUUUUUGUAAGCAAGAAUGGAUAAACCUUAACUUCCAAUGUAUACCCAAAUAUUUGUAUUUAUGCUUUUGAUAAAAUGUAUUUUCAGCGUUAAUACACAUAUCUGGUUAUGCCUUAUUUAUAUGAAGAAUAAAGUUACCAAGAUACGCUCUAUUAUUAUGUCCAAACAGUCACAUCACAUUUAAGAAGCCCUCAAAUUGGUGUUUUCGUUAUAUAAUGAUACAUUUGAAGCAAAAUUCUCUCCAUUGCAAUUUGUACUAAUGUUAUUUCUGUAUAUGUGAGUAACGAGAAGGCUAAAUACCAGUGUUAACUCUUAAUUUCUUGUUUGAAUCCAUGAAGUCAUGUCUAUAAAGCCAAUGAGACAUUUGUAACAAACCCCCUAAUAAAUCUAGAGAAAGGCACUCUGUUACUUUUUCAUUUAUUAGAGUUUUAUCUGAGGAAUCACUGACAGAAAUUUUGCACGUCUUUUUCAGUUGGAAAUCUGGCUUAAAACUGGGUCACUUUGCCUCUCUUUCCUGUCAUUUCAAGAGGUUAGACUAAUCCCAUUUGCUACAGAUGAUCCACCCAUGUUUUGUACUGCUUUACUAGAAGUACUGAUUUUUUUUUAAUGAUAGAAUACAGGUUGGCUUCCCAAUCUAGUAACCAUGAGGAAGAGAGAGAUUGUGAGUGGGUGUGUAUAUGUCUUCACGUCCUGAAUAAAGCAAAUGAUACAGUACAUACCCAUUAUUUAAUGGUACGAGGUUAGGGCUUAAUAAAUUUAUACUAGAGAUUAAAGGAUAAAUCUAAACCUGAACAUUUUAAGCAAGUUGGACUUGAGGACUUUUUCACGUACCAUCAAGUAGAUAGUAGCCGUAGGGUGGUGAAUGUUCGCAUCACUUGAAGUUCAGUGUUUGUACCACUAGUAUUCUCAUGUCUCCUUGGAUGUGUAGUUAGCAUUUAAAUAAAUGUGUUUACCUUGUGGCAUUCAAGCCUAGCCGUCUUGGUUCUGAUACCAGAGCUUAUGUGGAACAUGGAUUGUUUUUAAAGCAUUAAUGAUAGGGCAGUAUUUUCUGGGUUAAUAGGGGUUUUGUAACCCAUCCAAAUCCGCUGUUGAUAACAAUGGAAAUUUCCAGACGGACUGAAGCACGCUAGGGCCCACUGUGCAUAAAUUUUCAGUCAGCGUAGUGAGUGUCACAAUAGCAAUGUGCUGCUUACGUGGAAUGUGAUUUUGGUUUGUAUUUAGAAAGCUUGUUUAUAAUGUUUCUUGCCAUAGUAAGUGAUGAAUUUGUCCUCAAUCAUGUCUAUUUGAUGGUACCAAGAAAAAAAGGGGUGGGGGCAAGUAGGGAUUAAUUCUUGGAAAAUAUAUGUAACAAUGCAACAAACUAUGCCAUUUACCUUUUCUUCACCUCUGACUUGAAGCAGAAUCACAGUAUGUUUUUAAUGGCUUUUCUAUACUGCUGUACUGUGGUGAGAGCUCAUUUACCCCAAGAAUCCUCAUCAAAAAGUGUAUUUUCUAACAACCUCAUACUGUACCUAACAUAACAUGAUUUGUAUUAGCUCUGUUUAAAAGUAUUGUGGCUUAGGUUUUUUUUUUUAUACAUGUCUUUUUAUAACUUUCCAGGAACUAAGCACAUUAUCUGAUCCUGUAAAUUUCUUUUCUGUCAGUGCUUCAGUUCAGGAUCGGCAAUAAAUUAUUUCUAAAGGAGGUCUAAAAGUGGAAAGAACGGUUUGAUUUUAUAAAACGAGUUGCUUGUUCAUUAAGCCUUUUUACUCUUGUACAUAGUUCGCGAACAUUUUGCCUCUUGCUAUUAAUAUUUGCUUUGUAAAAAAUUAUUGACGUUUAAUAAACAUUUAUAAACUGUUCAAUCCUAUGACAUUAUUUAAACUCACAGUUUGAUAAAUAUAAAGUGUAAAGCCGAUGGUUUAAAAGUUUGAAAGGAAAAAUCUCAUCUAGUGACUUAAGGCACAGAAAUCUCUAUUCUGACAGACCUCCGACAAUACUUCACCUUACUAUUAGCCUAUAAACUUCCCCUUAGUAAAGAUGGAGAUGUGGACUUCUUCCAAGAAAGUUCAUAGACACUUCAUAUGUUUUGACGUGAGAAUAGGGAAAGGGGAACCGUUUCUCUUUCUGUCUGCUCCUCUUAAAAUAGCUGAAACCAUUAGGAUGUAUCUGGGCUCCUGUUUCCUGGCAGAAGUAAUGCUAUUUUGUCUAUUGUAAUUGAAAUCGUGUUCACAAAACAAACCAUGUUACCACUCAUCUAUACACUUUUUAUUUUAAAAUAUUAUUUACA
Messenger RNA from Trichechus manatus latirostris (Florida manatee), 6927 nucleotides. It is a transcript of the gene GNA13, whose product is annotated as G protein subunit alpha 13. The record is from RefSeq and is a predicted model, not a curated record. The transcript has 5 exons. Gene Ontology annotation, molecular function: GTPase activity; G-protein beta/gamma-subunit complex binding; guanyl nucleotide binding. Gene Ontology annotation, biological process: Rho protein signal transduction; adenylate cyclase-activating G protein-coupled receptor signaling pathway. Gene Ontology annotation, cellular component: brush border membrane; heterotrimeric G-protein complex. The coding region runs from base 180 to 1439 and encodes 419 amino acids. NCBI's taxonomy places the organism in Eukaryota, Metazoa, Chordata, Mammalia, Sirenia, Trichechidae.